Messenger RNA from Suillus plorans, 672 nucleotides. RefSeq lists its product as uncharacterized. The transcript has 25 exons. NCBI's taxonomy places the organism in Eukaryota, Fungi, Basidiomycota, Agaricomycetes, Boletales, Suillaceae. Bases 1 to 672 code for a protein of 223 amino acids. The record is from RefSeq and is a predicted model, not a curated record.
AUGUUUAUCCGCCCCUCUACUGUUCUCGUUGUCCUCCUCGGCCUGACGGCCCUUGUCAGCGCUGGAGUGCCACUGGCUCGUAGGGGUCCUAGCAUCGAUGAUAUUGAUAAGCGCGAGGCACCCCCUGCUCGUAGGACUUCUACCAUCGAUGACAUUGACAAGCGCGAGGCACCCCCUGCUCGUAGGACUUCUACCAUCGAUGACAUUGACAAGCGCGAGGCACCCCCUGCUCGUAGGACUUCUACCAUCGAUGACAUCGACAAGCGCGAGGCACCCCCUGCUCGUAGGACUUCUACCAUCGAUGACAUUGACAAGCGCGAGGCACCCCCUGCUCGUAGGACUUCUACCAUCGAUGACAUUGACAAGCGCGAGGCACCCCCUGCUCGUAGGACUUCUACCAUCGAUGACAUUGACAAGCGCGAGGCACCCCCUGCUCGUAGGACUUCUACCAUCGAUGACAUCGACAAGCGCGAGGCACCCCCUGCUCGUAGGACUUCUACCAUCGAUGACAUUGACAAGCGCGAGGCACCCCCUGCUCGUAGGACUUCUACCAUCGAUGACAUCGACAAGCGCGAGGCACCCCCUGCUCGUAGGACUUCCACCAUCGAUGACAUUGACAAGCGCGGGCCACCCCCUGCUGCUAGGACUGCUAUCAUCGCUGCUCUCGACUAG